AAGGAAAGAGAAAUAGGGAAAACUUUGAAGAAGAAGCAACAGAAUCACUUGAGCAAUGUCAAUGACAAUGGGUAUUUGUGUCUCUUCCACUUUCAAAGUUUGUUACUAUAAUCACAAUAAGGCAGUAACAGUAACGGCGCAGAAGAUGAGUGUUCGUGUUCCUUACAAUCUGAAGGAAGGGCAAUCUCGUAUUUUCCACAAACUCCCUUCAGGGUUGAACAUGGAAGUCAUUGUCCAAAAGAAGAAGAAAACUAGAAAUUUUGUUGAAGAUGAAAAUCAUUACCAUCCACCUCUGGUAUUCGUUCAUGGAAGUUACCAUGCUGCUUGGUGUUGGGCUCAACAUUGGUUGCCAUUCUUCUCUCAAUCUGGCCAUGAUUGCUACGCUCUCUCCUUGCUUGGACAGGGAGAAAGCGAUGAACCGGUUGAUUCAGUUGCCGGUACACUUCAGACACAUGCAAGAGAUGUUGCAGAUUUUAUUCAUCGAAACGUUCAAUCGCCACCCGUCUUACUCGGACACUCAUUUGGAGGACUCAUUGUUCAAUAUUAUAUUUCAAAUUUAGGAAAUGACAGAUUCAAAGAGAAUUUAUAUCCGGAGCUAAUCGGAGCUGUCCUUGUUUGUUCUGUUCCUCCUUCUGGUAACAGUGGACUAGUCUGGCGAUAUCUGUUUUCGAAGCCGGUCGCUGCCUUCAAGGUUACAUACAGCUUGGCAGCAAAAGGUUUUCAAAGCUCUAUUUCUCUUUGCAAGGAGACGUUUUUCUCAGACACCAUGGAGGAUCGUGUCGUUAAAAGAUAUCAAGAACUAAUGAAAGAAAGUUCGCGGAUGCCGUUGUUUGAUUUGAGAAAACUGAAUGCUUCACUUCCUGUUCCUUCGGUUCCAAACUCGUCUCUUAAAGUUCUUGUUUUGGGUGCAAACGAUGACUUCAUCGUGGAUGCAGAGGGACUGAAAGAAACCGCAGAAUUUUAUGGUGUGUCAGCUGUAUGUGUUGAAGCAGUUGCUCAUGACAUGAUGUUGGACACUUCAUGGGAGAAAGGUGCAGAAGUUAUUCUUUCAUGGCUUAAGGGUUUAAUCAAUUAAGAAGAAGGAAAAUAGCAGAUAAUGAUUGCUUCAAAUCUUUGACAAGAACAGAGGAGGGUCCAAAUAGGAAUUUGAUUGAACUAUAUUAUACUGUAAUCUAAGCAUCCUUGUUCAUAAAUUUGUUUGCAGUUCUAUGAGCAUUUAAAAGUGCUUCUUAUUGCUUAAAUUUUCUCUAUUUAAGACUUGUUUGAAUUGACUUAUAUGAGCUUUUCUAAUGAUAUGUUUUGUGAGACGGUUGCGAAGAGU
Molecule: messenger RNA, 1321 nt
Organism: Lathyrus oleraceus (garden pea)
Lineage: Eukaryota; Viridiplantae; Streptophyta; Magnoliopsida; Fabales; Fabaceae
Exons: 8
Coding region: 56-1075 (339 amino acids)
Biological process (GO): phosphatidic acid biosynthetic process; lipid homeostasis
Molecular function (GO): carboxylic ester hydrolase activity; lysophosphatidic acid acyltransferase activity
Source: RefSeq, a predicted model, not a curated record